AAAAAAAAAACAGUAUAAAAAAUUAAAACUAAUAUAAACAUAAAAAUAUAAAAUCAACCAUAUAAAUAAAAAUUGUUGACAAAAAACAGCAGGCCAUCAAAUUUUUUCGAAAAUAGACGAAGAAUAGACCCAUUAAACUCCCUAGAUCAGACCGCCUGCGACAAUCUGGGCCGCACGCGUUUUCAUGUCGUCGGACACGUCAUCUACAAGACACGUGUCCGAAUCAAUUGCGCAUCUCUUGUUUCCUUGGUUUCACGAUUGAAUGAGCUGCAGUGCAGUGCAGAACAGAGAGUUACCGUAGCCAGCUAUGCUCUCCAAAUCAACCGACUCUGUCUCUAAACUCAGAAAGAGAUGCUUAUGAACAGAAUUAACAAAAUCUCAUGGAGAACAGUCGAAUGAGUGUAUUGGGAACCUGUCAUAUAAGAUGAAUCUGCUUAAAAAGCAAAUUCAAGCAGAGAGAAUCUUUUCAAUAAAAGAAAAAGUUGAGAACAACAGGAAGAAAUUGGAAAGUGAUGUUGCUCAGAUUAUGUUGGCUUCAUCAAGGAUUGAUGCAUUAAAUAUAGGGCAAACGAAUUUUUCAAGAAUUGGAAGCCCUCUCUGCAAGUAUAGUGGAUUUGCUCAAGGAUCUGGGGAUAAAGAUUACAUUAAUGGUCAUGAAGUUAUACCCUGGACAAGCACAAAGAUUCCUUUUGUUGAGAGGAUACCUCCUUACACUACCUGGAUAUUUUUGGAUAGAAAUCAGAGAAUGGCUGAAGAUCAGUCAGUUGUUGGGAGGAGACGCAUAUACUAUGAUCAAAAUGGCAAUGAAGCACUUAUUUGUAGUGACAGUGAGGAAGACAUUGCAGAACCUGAGGAAGAGAAACAUGACUUUUCUGAGGGUGAAGAUCGUAUUCUAUGGAUGGUGUUUCAGGAGCAUGGAUUGGCUGAGGAAGUACUAAAUAUUGUUAGCCAGUUUAUUGGAGUUCCCAUUUCAGACAUCCAGGAGAGAUGUAGCAUGCUCAAGGAAAGAUUUGAUGAGGAACAAAAUGGAAAAGAUUCGGGUGAUUCUGCAUCUGAGAAGGGCAUUUCUCUCGAAAAAAGCCUAAGUGCUGCUUUAGAUUCUUUUGAUAAUUUAUUUUGCCGUCGUUGUUUGCUAUUUGACUGCCGCCUACAUGGCUGUUCUCAAGCUUUGAUCAAUCCUAGUGAGAAGCAGCCGUAUUGGUCUGAAUAUGAGGAUGACAGAAAACCUUGCAGCGACCAAUGUUUCCUUCGACUUAAAGUUGUCAGAGAUUUGCCAGAAAGUUCAGUUAAUUGUGCUUUAAAUAGGAUGAAAACAGCAAGCUUAGAAGAAGGAAAAAAGACUGCAGGGGCUUCAAAUGCUCAAGAGCCAAGUGGUGCUGAUGAUGGUGCAGAUCUAAGUAAAGAUGAUAGUUAUAUCUCUCAGAAAGAGAUAUCUGUUGCUUCUGGAACUUUAUGUCAUUCAGAAGCUUCUGAAGCUUCGAAUUUGGAUACCUGUGCCAUGAUACACAAUCAAGAACAUAUGAGAAAGCGCAAAGAACCUGAGCUAACAAAUGUAGACCUGGAUGACUCCACACCAGUUCCCAGUGAUCUCCACAAUUCUUCAAAUAAGAAGCAGAAGAGAUUACUGGGUUCAGAUGCAGCAUCGAAAGAUAUUGAAAAUAUCUCAAGUCUUGAUGAUUUAGCUGGUACUGAAAAGACAACUGAUACAAGUGAACUUCAAAUAACCACGAAAAACACACUGAAUAAUCCUAGUGAAUAUGCAUCAAAAGAAAUUGUUAGUUCUGCCAUUGAGAAAAUCUUAGAUGAAGCCAAUGAUGCCACUAAAGGGCCUGAAUUGAUUCAAUCAUCCUCAACAGACAGGCAACUUGAAGGGGUUUUAAGCAGGUCUAGGUGGAAACCCAUUGAGAAAGAAUUGUAUCUGAAGGGGGUGGAGAUAUUUGGAAAAAAUAGUUGCCUUAUUGCUAGGAAUUUACUUUCUGGCUUGAAGACUUGUAUGGAAGUGUCAAAUUACAUGUGUGACAGUGGAGUAACAGUGCCUCAUAAAUCUGUUGCACCAAGUUCAAUUCUGGAUGAUAAUGGAAAAACUGAUACUGAUUACACAGAGCAAGAGAUUUCAACAAGAUCACGGUUGCUUCGUAAGAGGGGCAGGACACGGAAACUUAAAUACUCUUGGAAGUCUGCUGGCCAUCCAGCAAGUUGGAAAAGAAUUGCUGAUGGCAAAAAUCAGUCCUGUAAGCAGUAUACACCAUGUGGAUGCCAGUCAAUGUGUGGAAAACAGUGCCCCUGUCUACAUAAUGGAACUUGCUGUGAAAAAUAUUGCGGGUGCUCGAAAAGUUGCAAAAAUCGUUUCAGAGGAUGCCACUGUGCCAAAAGCCAAUGCAGAAGCCGUCAAUGCCCAUGCUUUGCUGCUGGACGCGAAUGUGAUCCUGAUGUUUGUAGGAAUUGCUGGGUUAGCUGUGGGGACAGUUCAUUAGGUGAACCACCCAAACGAGGAGAUGGCCAAUGUGGAAACAUGAGACUUCUCCUAAGGCAACAGCAGAGAAUCCUUUUGGCAAAGUCCAACAUUGCUGGGUGGGGUGCCUUUUUAAAGAACCCUGUCAAUAAGAAUGAUUAUCUUGGAGAAUAUACUGGUGAGUUGAUCUCCCACCGGGAGGCAGAUAAGCGUGGGAAAAUUUAUGAUCGUGCCAAUUCUUCAUUCCUUUUCGACUUGAAUGAGCAGUAUGUACUUGAUGCUUACCGCAAAGGAGAUAAGCUGAAGUUUGCUAAUCAUUCAUCAAAUCCUAAUUGCUAUGCAAAGGUAAUGCUGGUGGCAGGAGAUCAUCGAGUAGGCAUAUUUGCCAAGGAACAUAUUGAGGCUAGUGAGGAGCUGUUUUAUGAUUAUCGUUAUGGACCAGACCAGGCUCCUGCCUGGGCUCGGAAACCUGAGGGCUCAAGAAGAGAUGAAUCAACAGUUUCGCAAGGUAGAGCAAAGAAACAUCAAUCUCAUUGAUGAAUAGUUCCGACUGGUUCGGAUGCAAUUGUGGAGCGCAUAACUUUAGCUCCGCAAUUGGAUUUUAUCCAUCUCAAUUAAGACCAAAAUUAUACCUUAAAUUAUUCUAGCGAUUACUUGUAAAUAGAUAUUUUUUGAGUGUGGUUAUAGGGUUAGUCAAUGUUAAAAUAAUAGAGGCAAUAAGAACACAUACUUCAUGAUUGGAAAUAAGGUUGAAACUGGUUUAGCAGUUUCCUUCGCUAGGCAACAGGUACAAGUCCUAAAGUAUUAAGAAUGCUUUUACUGCAUGUAUCAUAAUGGAAAUUAAACCUUCUAAAAAUUGAUAAUGAUAUUCUAUGGCUCUCUCUCUGCCUGGCUGGUGAUUAUUAUUAA
Molecule: messenger RNA, 3361 nt
Organism: Ricinus communis (castor bean)
Lineage: Eukaryota; Viridiplantae; Streptophyta; Magnoliopsida; Malpighiales; Euphorbiaceae
Product: histone-lysine N-methyltransferase EZA1
Exons: 18
Coding region: 425-2989 (854 amino acids)
Biological process (GO): chromatin remodeling
Cellular component (GO): PcG protein complex
Molecular function (GO): protein binding; histone methyltransferase activity
Source: RefSeq, a predicted model, not a curated record